AUGCAAAGUAUUUUAACCCCAAGAUAUACUGCCUCACCUGUUUCAAAACCAAAAAUCAUUAAGUUUAUUCCUUAUACAAUCAAGAAUAGCUCCUCUCUUGGUCAAUUCCCAAUUCUUAAAGUUUUUUUAAUAAUAUUAAAUAUUUAA
Molecule: messenger RNA, 147 nt
Organism: Dictyostelium discoideum AX4
Lineage: Eukaryota; Evosea; Eumycetozoa; Dictyosteliales; Dictyosteliaceae
Exons: 1
Coding region: 1-147 (48 amino acids)
Source: RefSeq, a predicted model, not a curated record